GUGGCCACCGGAAGUGCGGGGCGCGCGGGAGCGGAAGGGAGAGACAGAAGAUUCAGUCAGUCAGCCAGUCAGUCAGUCAGUGAGAAAGAGAAAUGUCCGGCGGAGGAAUGAGCAGUAUCGAGGCGGUGAAACGUAAGAUCCAGGUGCUACAACAACAGGCUGAUGAGGCGGAGGAGAAAUCCGAGAGGCUGAGCCGGGAUUUGGAGGGAGAGAAGCGAUCCCGGGAGACGGCUGAAGCUGAGGUUGCCUCUCUGAAUCGCCGUAUUCAGUUAGUGGAGGAGGAACUGGACCGGGCACAAGAGCGCCUCUCUACUGCACUACAGAAACUGGAGGAGGUGGAGAAGUCAGCUGAUGAAAGCGAGAGGGGGAUGAAGGUGAUCGAAAACAGAGCCCUGAAAGAUGAGGAGAAGAUGGAGCUGCAGGAAAUCCAACUGAAAGAAGCUAAACAUAUAGCAGAAGAAGCAGACCGGAAAUAUGAGGAGGUUGCCCGGAAGCUGGUCGUUAUCGAGGGGGACCUCGAACGUACAGAAGAGAGGGCUGAACUGGCUGAGUCCAAAUGUGCCGAGCUGGAGGAGGAGCUGAAAAAUGUGACCAACAACCUGAAGUCCUUAGAGGCUCAGGCUGAGAAGUAUUCCAAAAAAGAAGAUAAAUAUGAGGAGGAAAUAAAGAUUCUGUCAGACAAGCUUAAAGAGGCUGAGACCAGAGCAGAGUUUGCUGAGAGGUCUGUGGCCAAACUUGAGAAGACCAUUGAUGAUUUGGAAGAGCGACUGUACUGCCAAAUGGAGAAGAACCGGCUUCUCUCUUGUGAGCUGAAGGUCACCCUUCAUGACCUGUGUGACUGAGCUCCCACUCUCCGUAUUCACUCUGGGUGGGCUCCCUGUGCUGUGGAACUGUACCUUAGCGCAUGACUUACCUCUCGUUGUAUCUCUAAGGAAUGAAAGUGGUGCCGUCUGUCAGCUUGAUUCCUCUUCUGUCUGUGUGCCGACCCUUUCCGACCCUCCUAUUAAUAAGGUGCAUGACUAGUGACUGUCGGGCUCCAGCUGGCAGUUGACUAUACAUAACAAGAAAAGAUUCUCUAUUCCCUUUGAUCUUCAUGAAAGUCACUUUAGUUUAUCAGUUUGGGGGAAGUCAAUAUGGCCGCCAUCAUUAUAUGGCAUCAACACCGACCUUGGCCCAGUAGCCCUCUUGGACUCUAAGACUGGGGCCGCUUGUUAAAAUACUAAAAUAUAGACGUGGUCUGUUUUGUUGCACUUUAAACCGUUACUCCUCUGCGUAAGGACAGUAACGUAACCCUGGGGGUGCUUGUAUGUACUAACCAGGUAGCCUAUCUGUAUGGGGAAGACCAGACUGUGCCCCUUUAAUGUAAAUGGGCUGUUUCACAUUGAUUGACAUUUAAGUAAGAAGUUCCCUCCCACAUGAAUAUGAUGUAUAAUGUACUAAUUGGGUGGGGGUAGCAGACAAAUAUUUUGAUAUUAUUUAUGACAUCUUACUUCCUGUCUGGUUAAAUCACAGCAGCCCAGUCUUGCUUUAUGGCAAGUAUUCUAGAUAGGACUCCAUAGUCUGUCGUGACCAGUCACCCUUUAUCCCAGUCUCUAUUCAGAUAUUGGGUGGGUGAGAGUAUUUCAGCAGUGGGUUUCGACUGUCUGACACUCAGCAAAUGAAUUUCCGAGUCCUGCCAUGUUGUGGCAUCUUGUCUGAUGAUACCAGAACAUUCUUUCAUACAAUAGCGACUUGCUCUUCGGCUCUCCCGGCUCUUUAAGACACCGCGGCUGUUCCCACAUUGUGUCCGUUCCAGCAUGGGGGGGGGCUCUACUGACCAAUACGGCAGCCCCUGUAUUGUAUAAUGUUACUGACUGAGCUUGUACCCCCGCCAUCAUCUCAUACUUGGACUAUACCUAAUAAAAUCCCAUGUUGAAAUGCA
Molecule: messenger RNA, 1921 nt
Organism: Xenopus laevis (African clawed frog)
Lineage: Eukaryota; Metazoa; Chordata; Amphibia; Anura; Pipidae
Gene: tpm3.S
Product: tropomyosin 3 S homeolog
Exons: 8
Coding region: 93-842 (249 amino acids)
Source: RefSeq, a predicted model, not a curated record